AUGGCUAGAGCAAAUGUAUCUGUACGUGACGAUCAGAAUUUCAGAAGUCGUUGUGACCAAGAACAAAAAGCUUUUGAUGAUUGGCCUAAUAAAUGGGAGUGGAUAUUAGAUGAAUAUAAAGAAAGAAAUGAAAAACUAAAUGCAGUAAAGAAAAAUGCGAUGAUGAGAGAAGGAAAUUUAAAUACAGAUCUUAGAAGUGUGCUACCUUUUCCUAAUACAACAUCUAGAGAAGUUGGUUGGUUAUCAAGUAAACAAGAAUUUCAAUUGGAAAUAUUUGGGCCAUACAUUACACAUAUACCAAUUGAAAUCAAACCAAAUUAUAAGAAUGAUUUAUAAAGGUACAUAAUAUAUUAAGGCAUGCAUUAUAAUUUAUGUGUAAUUAGGUAUAUAAAAAAAUAAAAAUAAAAAUGAGAAAGGACGUCUGGGAAAAUAAAUC
Molecule: messenger RNA, 436 nt
Organism: Aphis gossypii (cotton aphid)
Lineage: Eukaryota; Metazoa; Arthropoda; Insecta; Hemiptera; Aphididae
Exons: 3
Coding region: 1-336 (111 amino acids)
Source: RefSeq, a predicted model, not a curated record